AUGAGACUAUUCGGAUUGAAUAGCCUUCUGCCAGAUCUGAAUCACCAAAUACACGUCAAAAAACUGUUUGUCCAUGCGGAAUCGCCUGAAUCUCUUCAGAAGAAUCUUCUAUCGAUUCUUCCCUGCUUGAAACCGAAGGAACUCGGGAAUAUUGGAGUUUUCGUAGAAGACCUUGACGAUCGGGAACCGGAAGAAGCAUUGAAAACAGUCAGGAAAAUCGCGAAUCUGGAACAAUGGAAGCAAGCGGAAGAACUCACUACUCAAGAUUGUUUCGAUGACUUCCCAUCGGAAUUUCUCAUGCAUUUCAAACGUUUUGUGAUUCUUGCAAGUGGUUUGAGAGAGGAUUUCUUGAUAAAUCUCAGAGAUUUUUUCUCCACAUCUACCAACUUCGAGUCAUGCACUAUCGAUUCAUACGAUCUCGCCGACUGCACUGAACACCUCGAAUCGUUCUGUGAGGAAGUGGAAUCAGGAGAUCCGUCCAUCUUCCUCUUCCACUUCAAAAUUUCUGACAAUUCGAGAAAGUUUUUUGAGUUUAAAAUUGACUACAAUGAAUACGUAAUGGUUAUCGAGAAGAAGAAUUUUUGA
Caenorhabditis remanei is the source of this 585-nucleotide messenger RNA. RefSeq lists its product as uncharacterized. The transcript has 2 exons. NCBI's taxonomy places the organism in Eukaryota, Metazoa, Nematoda, Chromadorea, Rhabditida, Rhabditidae. The record is from RefSeq and is a predicted model, not a curated record. Bases 1 to 585 code for a protein of 194 amino acids. Gene Ontology annotation, biological process: innate immune response.